This is a messenger RNA of Sesamum indicum (sesame), 1471 nucleotides long. RefSeq names its product serine/threonine-protein kinase 52. Gene Ontology annotation, biological process: protein phosphorylation. NCBI's taxonomy places the organism in Eukaryota, Viridiplantae, Streptophyta, Magnoliopsida, Lamiales, Pedaliaceae. The record is from RefSeq and is a predicted model, not a curated record. Gene Ontology annotation, molecular function: ATP binding; protein serine/threonine kinase activity. Gene Ontology annotation, cellular component: plasma membrane.
CAGAAAUUAAGUUUUCUUGAUUAUAACAUGCAGAAUUAGGGUUUGCUCAGAUUUUGUGGUCUCCCUCAUCCAUUGUGUUAAAUAUAAAUGCAUUCGUAUUUUUCCUCUUAUCUUUUGAUUUUUGGGCCUUGAGAUAUGUAAACUUCAAAAGAAGUUGAUUCUACAACGUUAAUUCCUUCAUCAAGAUUAAGAGUUGAGUAUUGGUCGGGCUGACAAUAUUAUGGACGCGAAAACGAGCGAGGAAGGUGGGGAGGUAGCUAAGGGUGGCGAUGAGACGUUGCCGGCUUCCAAGAGCGGCAUACUUAACUUUCCUCCAAGUGAUAAGAACCCAUCGUCGACGAGGAGUUCAUGUAGCAUUAACAGCAAGGACAUGAUCUUUCGGGCUGAUAAGAUCGAUCUCAAGAGCUUGGAUGUGCAGCUUGAGAGGCAUCUCAGCCGGGCUUGGUCGAGCAACUUAGAGACUCAGAAGCCUAAGGAAGUGUGGGAGAUCGACGCGUCCAAGCUGGAGAUCCGAUAUCUUGUCGCACAGGGAACAUAUGGCACAGUUUAUCGGGGUACUUACAAUGGUCAAGACGUUGCAGUGAAGUUAUUGGACUGGGGAGAAGAAGGAACGGCCACAAUUGCUGAAACUGCUGCACUUCGGGCAUCAUUUAAACAAGAGGUUUCUGUUUGGCACAAGCUUGAUCACCCAAAUGUUACAAAAUUUGUUGGUGCUUCAAUGGGGACUUCAGAACUGAAAAUUCCUUCGAAAAACCCUUCUGAGGGUUAUACGAAACUUCCAUCAAGGGCGUGUUGUGUUCUUGUCGAAUUUGUUCCUGGAGGGACAUUGAAGAGUUUCUUAUUCAAGAAUAGGAAGAAGAAGCUGGCUUUUAGAGUUGUCAUCGAACUUGCUUUGGACCUUUCAAGAGGAUUAAGCUACCUACAUUCAAAGAAGAUUGUACAUCGCGAUGUCAAAGCUGAAAACAUGUUGUUAGAUCACCAUAGAACAUUGAAAAUUGCUGAUUUUGGUGUCGCCCGUGUUGAAGCCCAGAAUCCGAGAGACAUGACCGGUGAAACUGGAACGCUUGGUUAUAUGGCCCCAGAGGUACUGGAUGGGAAGCCUUAUAAUCGAAAAUGCGAUGUCUACAGCUUUGGAAUAUGUUUAUGGGAAACAUAUUGUUGUGAUCUGCCUUACACAGAUUUUAGCUUUGCUGAAGUUUCCUAUGCUGUUGUUAGACAGAAUUUGCGUCCGGAGAUACCUCGUUGUUGCCCAAGUUCUCUGGCAAAUAUCAUGAAAAGAUGUUGGGAUGCGAACCCAGACAAAAGACCCGACAUGGACGAGGUGGUGAGGCUCUUGGAAGCAAUCGAUACCAGCAAAGGAGGAGGAAUGAUACCGGAUGAAGACCAUCCUGGAGGUUGUUUUUGCUUUGCUCCCACUCGGGGACCAUAAUAUUAUAAAUAUAUAUAUAAAUCUUUUAUUUAUUUUCCUAUU